Erythranthe guttata (spotted monkey flower) is the source of this 1586-nucleotide messenger RNA. NCBI's taxonomy places the organism in Eukaryota, Viridiplantae, Streptophyta, Magnoliopsida, Lamiales, Phrymaceae. The record is from RefSeq and is a predicted model, not a curated record.
CUUCCCAAAUUAAAUACAACCAAACGACGUCGCUUUCAUCCUUUUCCUCUCUCUCUAACUUCCAACCCAAUUUACAACUACAGCGCACUUACCCGGAUUGCUUAUGCUACGCUACACACACUCUUCAUCGGACCCCACAUUUUCCAUAUCUACACUGUUUAGCUUCAAAUCCAUGUUAAUUUGAGCUGAAUCUCACUAAUUAUUGCGCAGUAAUUGUGAUUUUUCUGGGGGGAAUUUGAUUGUGCUUGAGUAUUUUGCUUGUGAAUCUCUUAGGGAUUUGAUGAUUGAACUUCGGAGGAAGCUUUUGGAGUUUUGAGUGGAGUUUCAUCGGUGUCUGUGUGUGUGUGUUUAAUGGAGGUGGAGAAAGCUCGGACGGCGAAUCGAAGUACGAGGUUUGACGAGGUUUCGAUGGAGAGAAGUAAGAACUUCGUUACUGCAUUACAGGAACUCAAAAACCUCAGGCCACAAUUGUAUUCUGCAGCAGAGUAUUGUGAGAAGUCUUAUCUUCACAGUGAGCAAAAACAAAUGGUAUUGGACAAUCUUAAGGAUUAUGCUGUACGGGCUCUAGUCAAUGCAAUCGACCACCUUGGUACUGUUGCAUACAAGUUGAGUGAUAUUCUGGAGCAACAGACACUCGACAUCUCGUCGGUGGAGCUGAAAGUUACAUGUCUAAAUCAGCAACUUCUGACGUGUCAAACAUAUACGGAAAAAGAAGGUCUAAGGCAGCAGCAAUUAUUAGCCAUCAUCCCAAAGCAUCACAAACAUUAUAUUUUGCCAAAUUCUGUAAAUAAGAAGGUGCACUUUAGCCCACUUAUACAGACUGAUCCUAGGCAAACUAUACAAGCAAGAUCUCGUCUUUUUCCUUCAGGUGCUUCAGCUGCAAAAACUCUUUCUUGGCAUUUGGCCUCCGAAACCAAGUCGACCUUGAAAGGCUCUCCACGUGGUAUUAUAAGGUUCGUCGUCCUCAAAGUAUUUUACAUCUUUAUCUCUGCAUCUAUUGAAUCAAGCACGAAAGAAAUUUGAUAUUUGCCUACCAUUUUCAGUACAGAGGAUUCAAAAACGAUGUAUGGGAAGUCUUCUGGUGCAUUCAACUUGUUAGAUGUUGAAGAGAAUGCCCGGAUGAAAUCCGCACCAGCUUCGAGUGUAGCUAUGCAAACAUUGGGUGUUGCACGAAGGGAAUCUUCGGAGGGCUCUAAACCUAUGACUCCGUAUAGGUCAUUCGACAAUCCUGGGCAGAGAGAAAUUAUCCGGCCGCCUGUUCGUAGUAAGAGCAUGCUUUCAGCUUUCUUUGUCAAACAAAAGACGCAAAAAUUGAAGACAAACGCGUGAAAUCCUAGGGCAAACUAUUUUCGUCUUUUUUUUGCAUCGUCAAGUAUGUUUCGUCAAGUUGGAAGAAAUUGUUCAACUGUUUGUCCCUUUCGAUUAUAGAACUCUUCCUUUUAUCGAACAUUCAUUGGCAGUUAGUUGUAUGUAUCAUAUCUGUGUAACAAUAAAUUAGCAGUAAGUGUAUAACAGUUAGCUAGAAAAGAUGUUUGAGGAUUUUGGUUUGCAAAAUAUUGGUGAUUGGUCAUUUUCAUUUUUACUUA